UUUUUUUUUUCUUUAAUCAAUUUUCCUUUUUUCUCCCAUAACUUUCCAUGAACAUUUUUCUCCUUCUGCAACUCUCCUCCUUCAACCUCCAUUCCAUCUCACAUUUUAGGGCUCAUCAGCGGUGAUGGAGAAGAAAAUGGCACCAGGAAGCGAGCCGUAUGCCCCGAGGAACAUCCUCAUCACGGGAGCAGCAGGCUUCAUAGCAUCUCAUGUCACCAAUCGUUUGAUAAAAAACUAUCCUCAUUAUAAGAUUGUGGCUCUUGACAAGCUAGAUUACUGCUCCAACAUCAAGAACCUGCGCCCUUCUCAGACCUCCCCCAAUUUCCGAUUCAUAAAGGGCGAUAUCGUCUCCGCAGAUCUCAUCAAUUACCUCUUGGUUGCUGAAGAAAUCGACACGAUUAUGCACUUUGCUGCACAAACACACGUAGACAACUCGUUUGGGAACUCGUUCGAGUUCACGAACAACAACAUUUAUGGUACUCAUGUUCUUCUUGAGGCCUGCAAAGUGACUCAAAGGAUCAAGAGGUUCAUUCAUGUCAGCACUGAUGAGGUUUAUGGUGAGACUGAUUUAGAGACUGAUAUUGGGAAUCCUGAGGCUUCACAGCUUCUUCCCACGAAUCCUUACUCUGCAACUAAGGCAGGGGCUGAAAUGCUGGUCAUGGCUUAUCAUCGGUCCUACGGCCUCCCAACGAUAACAACUCGAGGCAAUAAUGUGUAUGGACCUAAUCAAUAUCCAGAGAAGCUUAUCCCCAAAUUUUUUCUUCUGGCCAUGAAAGGUGAGAAACUGCCAAUUCAUGGGAAUGGCUCAAAUGUGAGAAGCUAUCUAUAUUGUGAGGAUGUUGCUGAGGCAUUUGAGGUGAUUCUGCAUAAAGGGGUGAUAGGUCAUGUUUACAAUAUUGGUACCAAAAAGGAGAGGAGAGUUUUGGAUGUAGCAGGAGACAUCUGUAAGUUGUUUGGGAAAACUCCUGAAAAAGCCAUAGAUUUUGUGCAGGACAGACCCUUCAAUGACCAGAGAUAUUUCUUGGAUGACCAGAAGUUGAAGAAGCUGGGAUGGCAAGAGAGCACACCAUGGGAAGAAGGGCUGAAAAAGACAAUGGAUUGGUACACCCAAAACCCUGGCUGGUGGGGCGACGUGGCUGCCGCUCUCGACCCACACCCACGUAUCUCCAUAGCCACUCAUUCCAAUGAAGAUUCCUGGUUUUUCCAGUAUGGAUUCUCGAGAUUAACAAGAACAUGUAGUGAGAUCGAGAAAGAUCGUGGUUCGGGACUGAAGUUCUUGAUCUAUGGAAGAACUGGCUGGAUUGGAGGUUUGCUAGGUAAACUGUGCAAGGAGAAGGGAAUAGAAUUCGAGUACGGCAACGGAAGAUUGGAAGAUAGAAGAUCCUUAAUUGAGGACUUAAGGCGAGUGAGGCCGACUCAUGUGUUCAAUGCUGCAGGGGUCACUGGAAGGCCCAAUGUGGACUGGUGUGAAUCACAUAAGGUUGAAACAAUAAGAGCUAAUGUUGUUGGGACACUGACUUUGGCUGAUGUUUGCAAGGAACAGAACCUCCUGUUGAUGAACUUUGCAACUGGUUGCAUCUUUGAAUAUGACAAUAAGCAUUCAUUGGGAUCAGGUGUUGGAUUCAAGGAGGAAGAUAAGCCAAACUUCAUCGGUUCAUUUUACUCCAAGACAAAGGCCAUGGUUGAGGAGCUGCUGAGAGAGUAUCCAAACGUGUGCACACUGAGAGUGAGAAUGCCAAUAUCAUCAGAUCUAAGCAACCCGAGAAACUUCAUCACAAAAAUCAGCCGCUACAACAAGGUGGUGAACAUUCCGAACAGCAUGACGGUGCUGGACGAGCUGCUCCCGAUCUCGAUUGAAAUGGCAAAGAGAGACUGCCGAGGGAUCUGGAACUUCACAAAUCCAGGGGUGGUGAGCCACAAUGAGAUCUUGGAAAUGUACAAGAAAUACAUAGAUCCAAAGUUCGUGUGGAAGAAUUUCGACUUGGAAGAGCAGGCGAAAGUGAUCGUCGCACCGAGGAGCAACAAUGAGUUGGAUGCUUCAAAGCUAAAGAAGGAGUUCCCUGAAUUGCUGUCUAUCAAAGACUCCAUUCUAAAGUUUGUAUUUGAGCCCAACAAGAAAACUUAGAAAGUGAACAAGAACAAGAAAGAGAGAAGAAAACAGAGAAGAAGAAGAAGAAGAGGAGGAGGAGAAAUGAAAUUGAGAAUGGGAUUUUUUUUGUUGGAGAAGUUUUGCUUUGGAAUUAUGGUUCAUAUUACUAACUUUCUACUGACAUUCUGUUUUUGUAUUUGUUAGGGGGGAGGGGAU
Molecule: messenger RNA, 2305 nt
Organism: Momordica charantia (bitter melon)
Lineage: Eukaryota; Viridiplantae; Streptophyta; Magnoliopsida; Cucurbitales; Cucurbitaceae
Product: trifunctional UDP-glucose 4,6-dehydratase/UDP-4-keto-6-deoxy-D-glucose 3,5-epimerase/UDP-4-keto-L-rhamnose-reductase RHM3
Biological process (GO): nucleotide-sugar metabolic process
Molecular function (GO): dTDP-glucose 4,6-dehydratase activity
Source: RefSeq, a predicted model, not a curated record